AUGGCUCCAAAAGCCUUGCUUAUCCUCCCAGUACUGGCUUCUAUCCAGGCGGUCGGUGCUGUGACGUAUCUUCAAGGUUCGCAAUACUGUGCUGCGGCUUGCUCGGCGGCACUGAACCAUGUGUCGUUCGAUGGAAAGCAGCCUCCCAGCGCCUCGCACGGAUCCCCUGUUCCCUGUACUAACAAACACUACAUCCUAUCUCUAUUCUACUGCGCAUCGACCUACUGCACACCGAACGAGGCUCGGUCAGGUCUGGCCUACAACAACGAAACAUGUCUCGCAGAAGCUGGCGAACCCCUGCCAAGUUAUGCCACCUUCAUGGAGUAUCCGCCUGCUGGAAGCGUGGGGAGCGUCAUGAGGAUUUCUGAGCAAGACGUCAAGAAGCAGAACUUCACCCGCCCCAUCGUGCCAGACCAGGACUUCUACAGCGUCGGCUACGAUUCGACUGUAGCGCAGAACCGCGCGACUGACUACAACUGGAACUUCGCAUGGGCGUUAUACGGCUAUUGGGGUCUUGUCAUUCUCAUCGGCACGAGCAAUCGUGCCCUUCAAUACCUCCGUCACCGUCGCUCGCAGCCUAGAUUGGACCUCAUCAAAGGCGAAUCAUUUGGAAGACAAUCCGAUUCACCAAUAGCGCGAACGGGGAUCUGGAUACGACGACACAUGGUUUUGCCUCUAGCGUUCGGCAACCAUCGCGAAACUCCAUUCACUGUUCCUACUAGAGUGGAGGGCCUUCUCAUUGCGCUUUACGUCGUGAUGAACUUCGUCUUUUGCUUUCCUGGAUACCACACCUUCGAAGGCAAUCUCUAUGCUGCUGAGACGAGAAUCCAGCUUGGUCAAUACUUCUGCAAUCGAGCUGGUACUCUCGCGAUCGCCAACAUUCCCAUCAUCUGGAUCUUCGCAACCCGCAACGACCCAUUCCUAUGGCUCACGGGAUGGUCAUACGCUAGCUUCUCGCAGUUUCAUCGCUGGGCUGCACGGACUGCGACAUUGCUGGCCAUCGCUCACGGUGCUGGCUAUUCUAUUAUAGAUGGAUGGGAGGGAGCGUACCAUGAAGCAUGGCAGAAAGAGUUCUGGUAUUGCGGUGCUAUUUCUGUCAUAUCGAUGUCCGUCUUGAUCGGCUCAUCCCUGUUCUUUAUCAGAAAUCGAUGGUAUGAUGUGUUCUUGGGUAUACACUUUAUCUUUGCUUUGAUGCUGCUCGUAUGCAUCUGGUUCCACGUCAAGAUCCAAUACGGCGCCUUCAAUGGCUUUAUCUGGCCAGCGGUGGCCAUAUGGUCGCUGGAUCGUAUCCUGAGAUGGACUCGCAUCCUCUGCAUCAGCGUCCUGCCCAAUUUGAAAGGCACCAAGGCAACUGCGACAUUUGAUGAGAACAAAGAUCUCAUCCGACUCGAUGUCACAGAGUUCUUCAAGAAGCAUGCGCCAAUCCCUGGGUCCUUCUACUACGUGUAUGAACCUGGUCGGCUGCGAGGCUACGAGAGUCACCCUUUCACACUGUGUACUUGGAAUCAUGCGCUGCCUGCCUCGCGAUCGAGUUCGUCCACAUCGUCGCUAGAUUCGCCGAUCGAAAAAGAAAUGGAAAAGACAUCCGACGACCUACUCAAUAGCCCCAACGACUCCAAAGACGUUGAGCUGGGCAUUGAGAGAACACCCACCGAUGACCCAAUCCCAGACAAGCGCAAGUCCUCAGAGGCACAUCAUACUUUCCUGAUUCGACCCAGGAACGGCUUCACCGACCGACUACGCACGAAGACCUCGACCCUACCAGGCGAGGAGAAGUCGAAAGACAUCCGGGUCCUGAUCGAAGGGCCGUACGGCUGCGAGCUGACAAUCCACCAAUACUCAACCGUCGUCCUAGUGGUGGGCGGCGCGGGCAUCACAGCCGCGAUAUCCAGGAUGUACUCCCUGCUGCGCACCGCCGGAUCUCCACACUUUGUACGUCUCGUGUGGGCGACUCAAAAGAGGGAGAUGGUGGACGACAUCUGUGCUCAUGAGCUGGACGGUGUGCUGGGCAGUCCGAGGUUGAGGACGGACUUUUACAUCACCUCUUCCUCGACGAUGCGAUCUCCGGAAGGAGAGAAAGAGUCGCGGGUCACACUCAACGCCGGCAGGCCUGACAUUGAGACAAUUCUGCAGGAAGAGAGGAGUAGAUGUCAAGGCAGUAUGGCGGUUUUCUGCUGUGGUCCAUCGGGUAUGGAGGCUUCGACGAGGAAUGGUGUUGUCAAGCUGCUGGGUGAGAAGGGGUCGCAUGUCGCGUUCUAUCAGGAGAGGUUUGGGUGGUGA
Zasmidium cellare ATCC 36951 is the source of this 2280-nucleotide messenger RNA. RefSeq lists its product as uncharacterized. Gene Ontology annotation, biological process: iron ion transport; intracellular iron ion homeostasis; copper ion import. Gene Ontology annotation, molecular function: ferric-chelate reductase activity. The record is from RefSeq and is a predicted model, not a curated record. Bases 1 to 2280 code for a protein of 759 amino acids. NCBI's taxonomy places the organism in Eukaryota, Fungi, Ascomycota, Dothideomycetes, Mycosphaerellales, Mycosphaerellaceae. Gene Ontology annotation, cellular component: plasma membrane. The transcript is spliced from 5 exons.